This is a messenger RNA of Rotaria sp. Silwood1, 1834 nucleotides long. The record is from the annotation of a GenBank genome assembly. Lineage: Eukaryota; Metazoa; Rotifera; Eurotatoria; Philodinida; Philodinidae.
AGGUUAAAUGUCGAAUUACAAGAAUGUAACUCUUUUGUCCAUUAAUUUAAAGAAGUGCAUGAUUGGAACGUAAAAAUUCAGAACACAUUGUCCUUCAGUUAUAUUUUCUAAAUGACAUUCAACACUGAUUAUAAUGUUUAUAGAUUGACUUGAAAAACUAGAAUAGAUAGGGGUUAUUUUAAACAAUUGCUCAAAAAUUGAAGUUUGAAAGCUCAUAACUUUUGUAUUUUUUUAUCAUUCUGCGAAAAAAAAACACUGAAAAGUAGUCAGAUGUGUUCUCGAUAUAUUUAUCGAAAAUUCUGUAAAAAAAAAAUACCUGUAGAAAAUCGUUUAUCUCCUAUUUUGCUAGAAGUUCCAUCUUUUGUUCAGAGUAGCCAUAUGCAGCGUUAUUAUGAAUAUGUUACCGAAAUAACGGUAAAUCCAAUUUUAUUAUAUAUUACUUAAAUUAUCAUGCGAAAAAAAAAAUGAAUUAGUGAUUCUUUUGGCACUGAACAAAGCGUCUUUUACUCUAAUAUUUUCUGAUGAAGUUUUACAAGUUUCCAUACGUAUUGCACAUCUUUAAAACUUCGAGAAGAGGUGGAAGGUAGACAGAAUAAACAGAACAGAACAAACAGAGUCGAAGACAAAUACAUGAAUCAAAACUGACAUCUAUCUAGCAAUAAAAAACGAUCAUUUUUAUGUAGCCUCCAUGAUUAAAAAUGAGUGGUACAUUUUUUACCAUUGCAAAUGAUAGAUAUUUAUUUAUUACUUCAUAGGUAUUCGAUUUUGAUAUUAUUGGUUGUAUACCACUGUUUUUUUUUUACAUAUGAUUAGUAUUUAUUUUUUUGUUUCCAAUGCAUGAAAUUAUUGUUCGUCAGUACUUAAAUGCUAUCAUGAAAAACCAUCACGAUGUAUUCGUAUUUCUAUAGGUUUACGAAAAGUAAUUCAAAAAGUAUUUCUAAAUAUUAUUCAUUAUUGAUGCUUAGUAACAAGGAUCAUUCAUUUGGUAGGAAUACAAAAAAAUAUGGCAAUAAAGAUUAUUGUUUUAAUAGUGUUUUGAAUAGAUAAAAUGUUUGUCGUGUACUAUCUAUUGAAAUAUUCUGUAUAUAUAACAAAUACAUUCUUAAUCAUUUUUCUGAAGAUUUGAUAAUUCGCACAAAUAUUUGUUUUCUUUUUAGAUCAAUUUUCUUAUUUAAAGUAUAAACAUGACAUCAGUUCGUCAAUUUAAAAUAAAAGAUCUUUUACGAAUCAAUAAUGUGUAAGUACAAUGAAAGAUAUUAUUUUAUCAAUGAAUAUUGUUAGUUAUUCGUUUGAUUUUUAGUAAUUUAGAUAUUUUCACAGAAAACGUAGGUUUGUAAAUAAAAAAUAAAGAUAAAUAUAUGGAAGUUCGUUUAAUAAUCUUUAGUAUGGUCUUUCAUUCUAUUUACAUUAUUUGGCAAGAUGGCCUGAUUGUUUUUUUAUUGCAGAAAAUUCUGCUCACAGACUAAUGGGAUAUAUCAUGGGAAAAAUUGAAGGUAAACAAGAUAAUUAUCAUGGUCAUGUUACUGCUUUAUCAGUGGCGCCUGAAUUUCGUCGUAUUGGAGUUUCAUCACAACUAAUGGUAUUAUUAGAACAAGUUUCAGAACAGAAAAAAACAUAUUUUGUUGAUUUAUUUGUUCGUGUAUCAAAUAAACGGGCUGUUGAUAUGUAUCACAAAUUAAAUUAUGUUGUCUAUCGACGUAUAAUUGGUUAUUACUCAGGAGAACGAGAUGAAGAUGCAUUUGAUAUGAGAAAAGCUUUAUCAAGAGAUGUUGAUAAAAAAUCUAUAAUACCAAUUCCACAUCCUGUAAGACCAGAAGAUCUAGGCGAUGAUUAA